Molecule: messenger RNA, 411 nt
Organism: Toxoplasma gondii ME49
Lineage: Eukaryota; Apicomplexa; Conoidasida; Eucoccidiorida; Sarcocystidae
Exons: 2
Coding region: 1-411 (136 amino acids)
Source: RefSeq, a predicted model, not a curated record
AUGGCAGCAGUGGUGGCAGGCCACAGGGUGGAGGACAUGAGGAUAGAUGACCACGGAGACGGAUAUUGUCGAAUAGGAGAACAGUCCGAAUACAGUUUCCGCACUAGUCUCAGAGGCAGAGCUGAUGGAAAUACAGAUGAGUUGGGAAAUGAGAGAAAACAGGCCCAGUGCGGUGAUGAAGACGGCGACGGAGGUGGUGAAGAGGCAGGCUACCCUCACCGGAACCCGCCCGUGGAUCUCUGUCACUACCUCUGCGCGAUGCAAAAGUCUUCUUCAACUCCCAACAUGUUCCUUCUCUUCCCGACUUCCCUCAAUUUCACCGGGUUCGUCCUGAUGAAGGAAGGUUACACUGUCAGGAACAGCAAUGUAAACAAGGUGUUGCCGCUGCUACGGUCAGAACAACAGACGUAA